GGAAGCCCUUGAGAAACUAGAGAAAGCAGCAUUCCUGAAAUUUUCAAUGCCUUCAUUUGACAUAGGAAUUGAGUUUAACAUGUCACAGGGUGAAGGCACAUCAAAAGUGGAUGUAGAAGCUGCGAAGACUGAAACUGCUCCUGAUGUACAAGAUGUGAUGACUGAAACUGUUGAUGGAGUGGAAGAUGUGAUGAUUGACACCAUUGCUGGAAUGACUGAAACUGUUUCUGUUGAUGGAGAAGUGAAUGGUAAUGUUGAAGUGGCUGAAGUGGCUCAAAUGGCUGUUGAGGAAGAAGUGACUGGAGAUGAUGGAGAAGUAAACAAGGAAAUUGAUAAUAAGUCAGAGAGUGUUGGUCUAAAGCCAUAUACCAGAAAGAGAAAGCUUCGAAAGUUAGGUGAUUCAAUUGUCAAUUACAGAUCACCUUUUCUGAAGAAUAAUAGAAGGCUAUGCAAGGAAUUUAGCAGAGAUGAAAAGAUUGUUCUUGAUUGGGGAUUCUCAAAAGAAGUUGAAAAGUAAGAAAAACUAAUAUUAUAUAAUGUAUUAUUUCAAUAUAAACACCAUUUGAUAAUUAAUUGUUUCAAUUUGUUUGAAAAAUAUUAUUCUGUUAGAGACUGUGUCUAUCUAGAUGAGGAAGGUGUGUUUAUAACUCAUGAAGAAAUUCAGACACUUCAAGAAGGAAAUGUAGACAACUCAAUAAUUGAUGCAUUCACUAAGAUUCUGAAUGACAGAGAAGAAUCAAAUAAGUCUACAAAGCGUGCCUUCAUUGCGUCAACCCAAGUAUAUGCAAUGUUUGAUUUUGCAUCUGGUGACCCAAUAGAAAAUAUGGUUGAUAGAUUGCAAAAAGAAAUAAAUGAUGCUGCAGCAGAUGUCACAAAAUUAGAUAUGAUACUGUUUCCCAUUCACAAUCAUGAGCACUAUUAUAUCUACUACUUUUACACAACAAACAACAUUGUUGAUGUAAUUGACAACCGGAUGCUUCCAGAUGGGGUGAGCGUUGAGGACAAAUAUGGCAAAACUUUGAAAAAAAUGCAUGAAGGAUUCAAAGCCUUCUGUGAGAAAGUGCAGAUUUCAAGCACAACAAGUUGGGUCCCCAGAAUCUUAUACAUGCCAUGGAGACAUAAUAGCAAUCACGUUGACUGUGGAGUAUAUACUUUGCGUCACUUGGAGACGUUUCGUGGGCAAGGACAUGUAUGGGAUUCUGGAUUUGCAACUGCUGCCACAAAUGAUGGAAUAAAAGCUCAAAAUGAAACAAUCCAAAAGAUGAGAGUGAUGUAUGCAGCUCAAGUUUUACUGUCAAAAUUUAACAAAGAAAGGG
This is a messenger RNA of Cuscuta europaea, 1316 nucleotides long. NCBI's taxonomy places the organism in Eukaryota, Viridiplantae, Streptophyta, Magnoliopsida, Solanales, Convolvulaceae. The record is from the annotation of a GenBank genome assembly.